AUGGCCAGCUGUGAGUUCCCACUUGCUAUCCAGAAAGUCAAACCACGUAUUCGAGAGAUCUUUCUGGAGUUUGUCCGACCCUCGGAGGUGCUUCACGUCUUUCACAAGUAUGACCUGGAGGUGCUCACUAGAAACGACAUUGAAAAUGUGGCAGCCAAGACAAAAGAAUGUGGGGACUCAGAUGGAGCCGUGAUGCUUCUCGAUCGACUCAGGCGCUACGGAAAUUGGUUCGCCUGUCUUCUGAAGGUUCUUGAAGACCCAGAAAUAAAACAACAGCACGUGGCGGAGAUUAUGCGAAGUGCUGACAGGGAAUGCCCGGUUGUGUCUGAAACCUUCUUCCACGAGCACAAUAUGGAGAUGAAGAUCGCCGUCCAGGGUCCAUUCGAAGAUUUUGUUCUACCCCAACAGGCUCUACGCUGCUUUCAAAAGCUCUAUCCCGGCUUUAUGAAUGACCGUGAAAUUAGUCGCGUUGAUCUCAUCACAGAGAAAAAAGGAAACUGCAAAGGUGCUAAUGAAUUACUGGAUGUAAUAAGUCACAAAAGAGACUGGUUUCGGUGUUUGAUGACCGUUCUCAGGGACAGUAGUAUGAAGAUGGGCCAUGUGGCUAGCAUCCUGGAAAAGAAAACAGAGAGCUUAAGGAGAGAAUUUGAAGCAAGAACGAACAACAACGAUUAUGAAACGGACAGCGCUUCCAUAGAACGCAGAGCUGACCAGACAAAGUCCAACU
Candidula unifasciata is the source of this 727-nucleotide messenger RNA. NCBI's taxonomy places the organism in Eukaryota, Metazoa, Mollusca, Gastropoda, Stylommatophora, Geomitridae. The record is from the annotation of a GenBank genome assembly.